Eruca vesicaria subsp. sativa (arugula) is the source of this 531-nucleotide messenger RNA. NCBI's taxonomy places the organism in Eukaryota, Viridiplantae, Streptophyta, Magnoliopsida, Brassicales, Brassicaceae. The record is from the annotation of a GenBank genome assembly.
AUGAUCCGAUUGAAAACACAACCGUCCGAUUUCAAUUGGUAUUGCGAUUCUGAGAGAAUCUCUAUCACUCUCGAUCGCUUGAUUGGUUCCUUCAGAUCAAUUUGCUGGAGAGGGAGAGAUCUAAUGGCAGGAGCAGGUGGAUUCGUUGAAGCUGAUAAUGCAGAGGCAAUCAUAGCUAGGAUCGAAACUAAAUCGACCAAGAUCGAAAGCUUACUCAAACAGUAUAAACCUGUAGAAGCUCUGAAAACAGCUCUUGAAGGUUCACCUCCAAAGACUAAAGAUGAACGUUGCAAGUCAGCUAAUUGGAUCGUUGUGCAUAGAGCUUUAAUGGCUAUAAAGGAUAUUGAAGGAAUGCUUAAUGCUCUUGAUGUUGAGUAUUACGACAUUCUCAUGAAGUACUUAUACAGAGGGCUAUCCACUGGGGACAGACCUACAUGCGAUCAGUGUUUGAAGAUUCAUGAGAAACUCACUGAGAGAGCUGGUCUCGGUUGCAUUCUCCGUUGUCUUACUGAUACCAUCAACACCGUUUGA